AUGGGCCGCAGUAGUGGACAGCGGUCUAGGAAGACAAAACCGGACAAGAAACAACAACGCAAAAAGCAAAAAGCCCUCAUGGAGCGGUGCGUUCAGGCACUCAACCAGAGUGCUGCCGGUUUUCGCGAAAAGCUAGCCAACGGAGAUGCCCUCAAACAAACCGGUGGUGGUGGUGACGUGGUGGAGCUUGAGGGGGCCUCGCGUCCGCUUGCCCACUUCCAACCUGUACGGAUCAAUUGUCUAUCAAAGGAGGCGCUUUCCGAUGCUGUGGAUAUACUCAGCGAGAAGUUCACUCUUGCGGAGGAGAGUGAAGAGGAGGCGAAGAAAGUCGACUAG
Molecule: messenger RNA, 336 nt
Organism: Dibothriocephalus latus
Lineage: Eukaryota; Metazoa; Platyhelminthes; Cestoda; Diphyllobothriidea; Diphyllobothriidae
Source: the annotation of a GenBank genome assembly